AUGGCUGCCACCGCACGACCAAUAGUAGACGUUGGCGCUGGCGCCUUCACUACCGCUCGUGACGACGGAAGCAACGAGUUUGCAGACAUGAUGCACGGCACCAAGCAGACGGUUUUGGAGCCGCAUCGUUUUGAAAAUCUGGCCAGGGUCCUCCGCCCCCUCCCUCUCCGCCGCCUCCCCCUCUCGCUAACUCACGGCCUGUCACUGCCAGCAGCGCCAAUCACGGCAGCAGCAGCAUCACCAGCAGCAGCAGCGCCUCUAGGCCUCGCUCUGUCUCUCAAUAUUCCCUCGCCGUCCACCCUCCCUUCCCCCCUCCCGUCCGCCCUCUCCUCCUCCUCCUCCGCACCUCAGCUGCGCCUGCUCUGCAUCCCGUCCCCACUUCCCGGCGCCUCUGCUUCCGCAGCUGCGGCAUCCGCCGAGGCAACAGCGGAGGCUGCGGCGGCAGCGGCGGCGGGGGCUGGGGCGGCGGCGGCGGCGGAGGCGAGCUCGAGCUUCUCCUUAUCUCUCUCGCUGUCCCUCGACCGUCCGAUUCGGAGCGCGACCGCGGCGGCAGACGCUACUACCAGUAUCACAGCUAGUGACGGCUCGGCUAUCGCGCUGACGCUUGGAUUAGGGGUUACUACGGGCGGGAAGCGAAGACGGGCCACGUCGGAUUCGAUUCGCGACGACGAUGUUACCCGGUGCGGCUGGCAACUCCCAGGCUUGACGAGGAUGUCUAUAUCGGGGAAUGAUGACGUCAUAACGAUGACAGAGCGGAGCGGGGACAGUCCAAUGGGGAUGGCGAAUCCGCCGGUGGCUGUCAGAGGCAGUGGCGCGUGGACCAAGUGGAGUGUAACUCAGCAUGACGUGUUUCGGUCCGACGCUGACGUGGCUGGCUAUGGCGCUGACAGAGGCUGCGGCAUGCUGACGCCACAGCUGAGAUUGACCAGCGAAUCAGGAGAAGGCGAAGGAGUUGGGAAUAAGCGAUACGAGAUCGCAGAACGGCCACAAGUGACGCUGGCGCUAUUGGGUGAGGGAGACUGGUCGAAGCGGAGACGGGUGGAGGAGAUGACGUGUCAUCACGGUGAAGAAGCGCGUUCAAGUUUUGACUUUUGGAGAAACGAGACACUUGUUGUCGAAGAGCCUCUUAACGAGUCCCUUAUUGGGGAACCUUCCGGGCCGCAUCAUUUCAAGUCGAAUUCAGUGGUCAGCGAAAGCGGCUCGAGCCGCUCACCCGACUCGCCACGUGAGCCGCUUGUCCUAUUCGGAAGACCGUUAAAUGCAACGGACGACACGGGCCAUGCAAUGGGUGCCACAGCAACCGACGCUGCCGCUUCUCCUGCUUUUGCCAGCGUCACAACCCCGUCCACUCCUGCUUCUGCUGGCUGCACUCGCUCGUGCGGGCCUGACGUGGCCGCUGACGUGUCAGACGCUGAGGUGACAGCGAGGAAGAGCGAGCCGGCUGCGACAGCUGCGGCUGUUCUCGAUUUCCCAGCAGCACCUGAAUCAAUGGCUGGAGCAGCAGCAGCAGCCGAGGAGAAUCACGCCGUUAAUCGUCGAACCAGCUCGAAUCUGCGCGUCGGCAGCGCACCCGGCGACGGCGCAGUGCGCGGGAUCGGCAAGCUAGGGCGGCGCUUCCGCGGGAUCCGCCAGCGCCUGUGGGGGCGGUGGGCGGCGGAGGUGCGCGACCCGUUCGCGCGGCGCCGCCUGUGGCUGGGGAGUUUCGACUCCGCGGAGGAGGCGGCACGCGCGUACGACGUCGCGACGCGGCGAUUAAGAGGCCCCUGGGCUAAGACUAACUUCCCGCUGGACCCGCGCGACCCGGAGGAUAAGGAGCAGCUUGCGCGGAUGGCGGUGGCGGUCGCGGCGUGCGCCAAGGGGCGGUACCGCACGAAGCUGGCGGCGUGGCGGAAGCUGUGCGGGCCGGUAGAGCUAUUUAGAGGCGUGCGCCAGCGGCCUUCAGGGAAAUGGGCCGCGGAGGCUCGGGAUCCGACCACGAAGCGCCGGCUGUGGCUCGGGAGCUUUGACACGGCUGAAGAGGCAGCCCGAGCUUAUGAUGCUGCUGCACGGAAGAUGAGAGGUGAUGGUGCCAGGUGUAAUUUCCCUACAAAGCAAUAA
Molecule: messenger RNA, 2097 nt
Organism: Closterium sp. NIES-65
Lineage: Eukaryota; Viridiplantae; Streptophyta; Zygnematophyceae; Desmidiales; Closteriaceae
Source: the annotation of a GenBank genome assembly